GUGAUGCGGCCGCCGAGCGCUGAAUGGCGACGGAGGCCGCGGGGAGAGGCACCGAGAGACCGCCACAGAGCAGCGCCUGAGUACCGCGGCCGCUGCUGACACAGCCCGGCAAACAUGGAGGGGAGGCGAACCGAUCCCACCCGAGUCUCUCAGUUGGAGCAGGAGUUGUAUUACCUGAUCGCCCGCUUCCUCCUGUCUGGACCCUGUCAGAAGUCGGCACGGGUGCUGAUCCAGGAGCUAGAGGAAUAUCAGCUGAUGCCGAAGCGCCUGGAUUGGGAAGGGAAGGAACAUCGCCGGAGUUUUGAGAGCCUGGUUUUAGCCAAUAAACAUGUGUCUCCAGAUCACUUACUGCAAAUGUGUCAGAGAAUUGGCCCACUUUUGGAUAAAGAGAUUCCACCCAGUGUCCCUGGAGUGCAGACAUUACUGGGACUGGGGCGACAGUCGUUAUUACGAACUACAAAAGAUUGCAAACAUGUAGCAUGGAAAGGCUCUGCCUUUGCUGCCCUUCAUCGAGGCAGACCACCAGAACCACCUGUGAAUUAUGGGAAGUCUCCAAAUAUUGUGAGCGUCAUCAAUGCCAAACAGUUAACAGGAUGUGGACGUCGCAGCCAUGUUUUCCCUGUUGUUGUGUACCAGCAUGUGAAAAUGUACAAAAGGAUACUUGGGCAUCUUUCCUCUGUGUACUGUGUAGCAUUUGACCGUACAGGGAGAAGAAUUUUCACGGGUUCAGAUGAUUGCUUGGUGAAGAUUUGGGCCACAGAUGAUGGACGGCUCCUGUCCACUCUGCGAGGGCACUCGGCUGAGAUUUCUGAUAUGGCUGUUAACUAUGAGAACACACUAAUUGCUGCAGGCAGCUGUGAUAAAGUGAUCCGUGUUUGGUGCUUGCGUACAUGUGCUCCAGUCGCUGUUUUACAAGGGCAUACAGGAUCCAUAACCUCUUUAUUGGUAAUGAGAUUGUAUUUUUGUUUCAUUUCUAUUUCUGAAUGGCCUAGUUUUUGGACACAACACAAAGGAUAAUGCACUGAAAAGUGAAAUGAGUUGAAAUAGGCUUGUUGUGAUAUAUUAUUUUAGUGGUUCUUUAAAAAUGUGCCUCAGGAUUAUAGGUUGAUGCAGCAUAGA
Rhincodon typus (whale shark) is the source of this 1119-nucleotide messenger RNA. Its product is annotated as bromodomain and WD repeat-containing protein 3-like. Bases 115 to 1017 code for a protein of 300 amino acids. The transcript has 8 exons. The record is from RefSeq and is a predicted model, not a curated record. NCBI's taxonomy places the organism in Eukaryota, Metazoa, Chordata, Chondrichthyes, Orectolobiformes, Rhincodontidae. Gene Ontology annotation, biological process: regulation of transcription by RNA polymerase II; regulation of cell shape; cytoskeleton organization. Gene Ontology annotation, cellular component: nucleus. Gene Ontology annotation, molecular function: protein binding.